UGCGGUAGGGCUACCUGUGAUUGACAAACAUAAAUGCUCGCCUUGCUGUUUUGUAUUUCCUAGGGCUGGAAGAGGACUUAAAACCGUUUAGUUUAGGCCAUGAAUGUACCAUGGUCUUACCGCUAUCUCGCCUCAGACGAUGCAGAGGCGUUUCGGCAAUUUGUGCUAUCACGCUUUGUCUCUUCCUUGUGAACGCUGUCAUAUUUCUGGGUUCGCUAAGUGAACUCGGCUCGCACGAAUCACGAUUUCCUCGCGCGGUUUUUUCCUCUGCAGCAACUCGCAACCAAGCACUUGUGGACUCAAGCAUUAUUAAAAUUACUCAGCGCUUGGAAAAGCUUGAAAAUGCUGUAUCUCUUCUACAACACUCUGUUGCUUCAAAAAUAGAUAACAAAAAGAAAGAUCAUCACAAGGCAUGUCCCAUUCCUUCAUCAUGGAGAUACCCAUUCUGUGCAAGAAAAGUUGAGUGGAUACAGCAUUUAUGGACUACUAAUUCACAGUGCUAUGUUGACCAGCAUGGUAUAGACCCUGCAGACGAAUGUACGAUAUUACAGUUUUUGAGUGAGGCUGAAGCAUGGUGUCCUUUGCAACCAGGAAGGGGACCCCCUCAAGUUCAAAGAAAUGAGGCCCAGACCCGUACUGACUUGGAUGGCUUCCUGGGGAUUUUAAGGGAAGACAAAUUCCAAUGGAUGAGAGAACGUGCAACUCGUCUUUGGCCCUUGUGGGUACAGGGUAUAAGAUCUUUAGAGAAGAGAGAUCACAAACUCAUCAAUCGAAAGCAAAAAAAUAUUUUGAUUAUGAUGGGGUCUUUUAUAAUGGAGCCAAUGUUUUUCUACUUUGCUUACCGCGGAGGACCGCUUGGGGAGAUGGUUCAAUGGACCGAUCUCAUUGCCUCUUUGUACAUAUUAGGGCAUAACAUAACCCUGUGCUCCAAUAAGACAGAUGUAACACGUGUGUUUAACGUACCGGAAGACAAACGCUGCGCAAGCAAGAUGAGAGUUGACUUUGACCACGUGUAUACAGACUACAACGGUGAUAAGUUGAUGAAGCAUGGAAUAGGGCCAAACCACUCCCAAUACAGAUGUCGAUUGCGUAUUUUGGACUCCUUUGGUACGGAAGCAGAGUUCAAUCUGGCCGAGUAUGAUCAACCCAUACCUGGAGGAAAAUCUGGUUGGGCUAUCGCAGACGUGAACCUCAAGCAGAUCAUGACUAUGUUUCCCCACAGUCCUGAUAACACCUUUCUUGGCUUUGUUGUUGAUGGUCCGGUACCACAACAUCGGAAAACAGUUAAGAGGAAGCCCAUCGGUCUCGUGUACGGUAAAGAGGCACGAUUCUGGAAGAAUUCUAGAAGUUACCUCGACACUUUAAGCAAGUACCUUGAAAUUCAUGCCACUGUGGCACAUUUUGCGAGUGACGACGAGCAAGAUUACAUACCAAAGUAUGUCAAGAACCACGGCUAUCUCCGUAGCCCACAGCUACAGAAACUUCUGAAGCAAACAAAGGUCUUCAUAGGAUUGGGGUUUCCUUAUGAAGGACCAGCUCCGUUAGAGGCCAUCCAAAGCGGAUGCGUCUUCCUUAACGCCAAGUUUGAUCCACCACACGAUAGAGUGAACACUCCGUUCUUCAAGAACAAACCAACUUUGCGAAAGGUGACGUCUCAGCACCCAUAUGCCGAGGAAUUUAUCGGGAAACCGCACGUCUAUACAAUAGAUAUCACAAAUACUACAGUUGUUGAGGCGGCUAUGCAAGAGAUCCUUCAACAACAGGUCAAUGCAUACCUUCCACUGGAAUGGACACCAGAGGGAAUGCUGGAAAGAGUGAAUACAUACGUGGAGCAUGUGGAUUUUUGUGACAUUAAUGGCAAACCUUGGCCGCCAUUGGACCAGAAGCAAGUUUUCGUAAGCCAGUCUGGUCAGUCUUGCAAAGACCUCUGCCGGAGCAAAGGACUGGUCUGUGAAUCUUCGUAUUUUGUGAACAUAAACACGGCGGAUCAGAUCAAGCGCCUUAACCUGACAUGCAAGAAAGAAGAAUUCGCCGCCGCGCUGCACGCCCCCUCCUAUGGCCAUGAUGGCCACACCUGUAUUCUACAGACCCACCCUCUCCUCUUUAGCUGCGUCUAUGCCAAGGAAGGGCACUCACGGAUCUGCCCCUGCCGAGAUUUCCAACAGCAACAAGUUGCACUGUGCAAGAAAUGCUAAUACGUCAUGCUUUACAGGAUGCAAGAAGUGCUAGAAUACGUCAUAACUUCACACGAUAUUUCUGCCAAGAGUUGAACACAAAUACUCGAAUACUCAGUCACUUAUGAGUGCAACAAGUUUUCUAUAGCACAGAGUAAAUAUCACUGCAAUAAACAACUUAUUGUGGGGGUUCGCCCUACACACCGGAAGCCAGUCUUUAAGUGUCCUAUCAUUUUUGCCCCCGACUCUGAGUAAGGUAGAGCUCAAAAUACGAUUAUAAAUAUAACAAAUGUAAUUUUUUUAAGAGGGGUAAAGCUUUUGCAUAAAAUUAGAUAUUAAUAUACAUUAUAUAUUUUAGAUUAGUCAUUUGUUUAAAUUUAUAAAUUUUUUAGGGGCGGGGUUAGCUAUUUAUUGCACAUAGAAAUCAAAAGCUGGGUAUAUAUUAUGGAGUAUAUAAUAUAUAUAUAUCGGAUGUAUUGUUGAAAUAUUCAUUUGAAAAAAAUAAUAUAUAAAAGUAAAUUUUUAUGUAAAAA
Nematostella vectensis (starlet sea anemone) is the source of this 2707-nucleotide messenger RNA. Its product is annotated as alpha-1,6-mannosylglycoprotein 6-beta-N-acetylglucosaminyltransferase A. Lineage: Eukaryota; Metazoa; Cnidaria; Anthozoa; Actiniaria; Edwardsiidae. Bases 111 to 2195 code for a protein of 694 amino acids. Gene Ontology annotation, molecular function: alpha-1,6-mannosylglycoprotein 6-beta-N-acetylglucosaminyltransferase activity. The record is from RefSeq and is a predicted model, not a curated record. Gene Ontology annotation, biological process: protein N-linked glycosylation. Gene Ontology annotation, cellular component: Golgi apparatus. The transcript has 19 exons.